AUGGAAGACUAUAAUGAUCACUAUCACAGAAAAGACAACAGAGAGAUUUUGAACACAUCAGCAAAUGCCGGAUCAAACCAGCUGAGAGUCUGCCGUAUAGUUGGAGUGUCCUUUGGGCUGCUGUGUCUCCUUCAAGUGACUCUGAACAUAACUCUGCGUCUCCUCUACAUUGAAUUCAACAACCUGACCAAUGACGGACAGGAGUGUCAGAUGGGAUACGGCUCGCUGGUUGAAGAAAGAGACCUUUUGCUGACCAAUUACACCAAACUGUCGGAAGAAAAAGAGCUGUUACUAAUCAACUACACCACUCUGGCUGAAGAAAGAGACAGGCUUCAUAAGGAGCUUGAUGACCUGGUGGGAUGGAAGAGUUUCCAAUCCAGCCUCUAUUUCUUCUCCAUUGAGGACAGAAACUGGACUAUGUCCAGGAAAGACUGUAGACAGAGAGGAGCUGACCUGGUGAUUAUCAACAGCGAAGAGGAACAGGAGUUCAUCUCAGCACGUGUCCAUAACACCUGGAUUGGCCUGACAGACAGUGACAUAGAGGGGGAGUGGAGGUGGGUUGAUGGGACUCUACCAAUCACAAAGUUCUGGAUGGAAAAUGAACCCAACAAUGCUGAUAAGGGUGAAGACUGUGCCAAGACUUAUGGAAAACAAUGGAAUGAUUUAUCUUGCUCACUAAACUUAAGAUGGACUUGUGAAAGACAAAUAUAGAUUUUCCAUGACACCAUAUAUCAGAAGAUACACCAGUCAAAAAUUUGGACACAGUUGUUCAUGGAUUUUUCUUUAUUUCGACCAUUGUAGAAUCAGAACCAAUAAGGUUAAAAAACUAUGAAAUAAUAUACCGGUAUGUGUGGAAUUCUGUAAGCAAGAAAAGUGUAAAAAAGUGUAAAAACUUGUUUUAGAUUUUAGACUAACCUCAUUUUGCAUCGAUGAAAAUCUACACACUUGCCAUUCUCUCAACCAUCUUUAGGUAGACAUCUGGAAUACUUUUCCAAAAGUCUUGGAGGAGUUCCCGUUCAUGCUGAGUCUACUUGCUCUUGGGUGCUCCUUGUUGGUGCCCCCCAC
This is a messenger RNA of Alosa sapidissima (American shad), 1065 nucleotides long. RefSeq names its product CD209 antigen-like protein E. NCBI's taxonomy places the organism in Eukaryota, Metazoa, Chordata, Actinopteri, Clupeiformes, Clupeidae. The transcript has 6 exons. The record is from RefSeq and is a predicted model, not a curated record. The coding region runs from base 1 to 711 and encodes 236 amino acids.